Telopea speciosissima is the source of this 3717-nucleotide messenger RNA. RefSeq names its product protein transport protein SEC31 homolog B-like. The record is from RefSeq and is a predicted model, not a curated record. Gene Ontology annotation, molecular function: structural molecule activity; protein binding. Gene Ontology annotation, biological process: endoplasmic reticulum to Golgi vesicle-mediated transport; endoplasmic reticulum organization; COPII-coated vesicle cargo loading. The coding region runs from base 200 to 3577 and encodes 1125 amino acids. Lineage: Eukaryota; Viridiplantae; Streptophyta; Magnoliopsida; Proteales; Proteaceae. Gene Ontology annotation, cellular component: COPII vesicle coat; endoplasmic reticulum exit site. The transcript has 22 exons.
UGGAGCGAGAAAUUUCUGAUUCUUCUUGAUCCAUCUUUGAUUCAGAGGAAAAGAAGAAGAAAACAAAUCAGAACGGGAAGAAACCCUAGGCUCUGCCCCCCUGAUUGAACGUAUUUCGAUCUGCAGAUCUGUGCCGAAUUGGCUCUGCGAAGGAGGUGCGGAUCUUUGAAUCUUACUGACCUUAAUAGUCUUUCAAGCCAUGGCGUGCAUAAAGGGCGUCAAUAGAUCGGCGACCCUCGCCUUCUCCCGUGACUCACCUUACCUUGCGGCUGGGACAAUGGCCGAGGCUGUAGAUCUGUCAUUUAGUUCGUCUGCCAAUCUUGAAAUCUUCAAGCUUGAUUUCCAGUCUGAAGAUCGUGAGUUACCUGUUGUUGGUGAGUGUCCCAGUAGUGAACGAUUCCAUCGACUUUCAUGGGGUAAGACUGGAUCAGGAACUGAAGAAUUAUCCCUUGGGCUGAUUGCUGGAGGCCUUGCCGAUGGUAGUAUUAAUAUUUGGAAUCCAAAGACUCUAAUCAGUUCAGAGGAAAUUGAAGGUGCACUCAUUGGACAUCUUACUCAGCAUACAGGACCUGUUCGUGGUCUGGAGUUUGGUAGUAUCUCAACAAAUCUACUAGCUUCUGGGGCUGAUGAAGGUGAAAUCUGCAUCUGGGAUCUAGCUAAUCCAGCAGAACCCACUCACUUCCCACCUCUCAAGAGUGUUGGAUCUGGUGCGCAAGGUGAAAUAUCUUACUUAUCAUGGAAUCACAAGGUUCAGCCUAUAUUAGCGUCCACUUCAUAUAAUGGAACGACAGUGGUUUGGGAUUUAAGGCGGCAGAAAUCAGUGAUAAAUUUGUCAGAUGCAAAUAGGAGGCGUGCUUCUGUAUUACAGUGGAAUCCUGAUUUUGCAACCCAGCUCAUUGUUGCAUCUGAUGAUGAUAAUUCUCCUUCUUUAAGACUUUGGGACAUGCGGAACGCAAUGUCACCUUUGAAAGAGUUUGUGGGCCACACUCGAGGUGUAAUUGCCAUGUCAUGGUGUCCUAGUGACAGCGCCUACUUGCUCACUUGUGCCAAAGAUAAUCGAACUAUCUGCUGGGACACAUCUACGGGAGAGAUUGUCUGCGAGUUGCCGGCCGGCACCAACUGGAAUUUUGAUAUUCACUGGUACCCAAAGAUACCAGGAGUCAUAUCAGCUUCAUCAUUUGAUGGAAAAAUUGGCAUCUACAAUAUUGAGGCUUGCAGCAAAUAUGCUGCUGGAGAGGGUGUGUUUGGCACGGUGCCCUUGAGAGCUCCAAAGUGGUUGAAACGUCCAGUAGGAGCUUCUUUUGGUUUUGGUGGCAAGCUUGUUUCAUUCAACCCUACUUCAUCACUUACUGGUGCUCCAGCUGGAAAUUCUCAGGUUUAUGUGCAUAACUUGGUUACUGAACUCAGUUUGGUGAGCCGCUCGACUGAAUUUGAAGCUGCAGUACAAAAUGGGGAAAAAUCUUCCUUGCGGCUUUUAUGUGAAAAAAAGUCUCAAGAGUCUAAAUCUGGGGAUGAUAGAGAAACAUGGGGCUUCUUGAAGGUUAUGUUUGAAGAUGAAGGGACUGCAAGGACAAAGCUACUCACCCACCUAGGAUUCACUGCACACACACAGGAAAAUGAUAAUGCGCAGAAAGAGCCUUCCCAGGAAAUAAGUGCGCUCAGUCUUAAUGAGGGAGAAAAUAAAACAGGAUUUUCUGGAGAUAAAGAACUGAGCUUAUCACCCACUGAUUAUGGGGAGGAUUUCUUUAACAAUCUUCAAAGCCCUAAAGCAGAUCCAUCUCUUUCACCUUCAGCUAGUAACUUUGAGGGUGAUGGUGGUGCUGUGACUAAUGGUGAGCAACUGCAACAAGAAUUGGAUGGAACUGGAUUAGGUGCUGAUUCUUCAUUGGAAGAUAGCAUUCAACGUGCUUUGGUUGUUGGAGACUAUAAGGGAGCUGUUGCACUGUGCAUAUCUGCAAAUAAAAUGGCUGAUGCUUUAGUUAUUGCUCAUGUGGGUGGUGCUGCUUUGUGGGAGAGUACACGUGAUCAAUACCUAAAAAAGAGUCACUCAUCUUACUUGAAGGUUGUGUCUGCAAUGGUGAGCAAUGAUCUAUUGAGCCUUGUGAGCACCAGGCCUUUGACUGCCUGGAAAGAAACACUUGCUCUUCUUUGCACUUUUGCCCAGAGGGAUGAGUGGACUCAGCUCUGUGACACUCUUGCUUCAAGACUAAUGCUUGUGGGAAACACAUUAGCUGCAACUCUCUGCUAUGUCUGUGCUGGAAAUAUUAACAAAACAGUGGAAAUUUGGUCACAGAAUUUGAAGGUUGAGCAUGAAGGAAGACCCUAUGUUGACCUUCUCCAGGAUUUGAUGGAGAAGACUAUUAUCCUUGCUUUGGCAACUGGACAGAAGCAAUUUAGUGCAGCUCUGUCCAAGCUUGUGGAGAAUUAUGCUGAACUACUAGCAAGUCAAGGGCUUCUAACAACAGCAAUGGAAUAUUUAAAACUUUUGGGGUCCGAAGAUUUAUCUCAUGAGCUUUCUAUCCUGCGAGAUCGUAUAGCUCUCUCCGCAGAAGAGAAAGAAGUACCCAGAAGUCUGCCUUUCAACAAUUCUCAAUUGCAAUCUGAAUCUGUAUAUGCCACUGAUCAACGUGGGUAUAGUGCAGUUGAUGGAUCUCAACAGUAUUACCAGGAAAAACCACAAUCACAAAUACAGCAAGGCAUUCCUGGUAGUCCAUAUGGUGAAAACUAUCAACAACAUUUUGGUACUUCAUAUGUGGGAGGAUAUGCGACUCCUGCACCUUAUCAACCUUCACCAUCCCCCCAGAUAUUUCUCCCGUCACAAGUACCUCAGUCUCCACAGGCAAACUAUGCUCCACCUCCUGUCACUACUCAGCCUGCAGUGAGGCCAUUCAUUCCUUCUACUCCUCCCGUGCUGAGAAAUGUGGAGCAAUAUCAGCAACCUACAUUGGGCUCUCAGCUAUAUCCUGGUGUUAAUAAUCCCAUAUAUCAACCUGGAACUGCUUCUGUUGGUUCCAUUCCAUCUCAAGUGGGACCUGUUCCUGGCCAUAAUAUGCCUCACGUUAUGGCACCCACACCCCCACCUAGGGGUUUUACGCCAGUGAAUAAUUCAGGGUUUGCUCCGAGGCCCGGAAUGGGUCCAAUGCAGCCAUCUAGUGCUGCUCAGCCAGCUCAGAUACAACCAGCCACGACUCCUGCAGCACCACCUCCUACAGUGCAGACGGUUGAUACUUCAAAUGUACCUGCCCAGCAGAGACCGGUUAUUACAACGUUGACACGACUUUUCAAUGAGACUUCAGAAGCGCUUGGUGGUUCCCGUGCAAAUCCGGCUAAAAAGCGUGAAAUAGAGGAUAAUUCAAGGAAAAUUGGUGCCUUAUUUGCAAAACUUAAUAGUGGAGAUAUUUCUAAGAAUGCGGGUGAUAAGCUUAUCCAGCUUUGCCAGGCUUUGGAUGCUGGUGAUUUUGGUACUGCUUUGCAAAUCCAGGUGCUUCUUACAACGAGUGAGUGGGAUGAAUGCAACUUCUGGCUUGCAACUCUGAAGCGAAUGAUUAAAACAAGGCAGAAUGUGAGGUCAAGUUAGAAGGUAGAAACUCCUCCAAACAGCUGUGCGGUCCCUGUUCUGCAAUUUUUUCAGUCCAGGAGUGUAGUUUUGCAGCACUGAUCAUAUUCAUGUACACAUGAUUCGACUUUCUAAAUAGCAAUUGCAGGUUUUUGGUUUUC